UAUGGUAAAAGGAUGAAGGAUACAUUCUAUAUAUCACACGGAUCACCGGCGCUGCCGAUAGACGACUCACUUCCGGCAAAGCAAUUCUUGGUGUCGUGGAAGGACAAAGUGUUUCCCCAAACACCCAAAUCCAUCCUCGUCAUUUCUGCUCACUGGGACACUUGUUUUCCCUCCGUCAACAUUGUUCCCCGCAAUGACACGAUCCAUGACUUCUCUGGUUUCCCCGAUCCUUUGUACAAGUUGGAGUAUCCGGCACCAGGGGCACCGGAGUUGGCACUGAGAGUGAAGGAAUUGCUGAUUGCAUCAGGGUUAGAGCAUGUGGACGAAGAUAGAGGACGUGGUCUGGACCAUGGUGCAUGGGUUCCGCUGAUGCUCAUGUAUCCAGAGGCCGAUAUCCCGGUGUGCCAACUCUCUGUUCAAUCGGAAAGGGAUGGGAAUUACCACUACAACAUGGGAAAGGCUUUGGUCCCUCUCAAGGACCAAGGUGUUCUCAUCAUGGGUUCAGGGGCCGCAACUCAUAACUUGGAGGUUCUUAGUAAGGACUUGGACGGUGUUGUGCUUCCCUGGGCUUUGGAGUUCGAUACUUGGCUUAAAGAUGCUCUCCUUCAAGGAAGAUACAAAGAUGUGAAUGAGUACGAAGAAAAGGCGCCACAUGCAAAGAUGGCUCACCCAUGGCCGGAGCACCUGUAUCCAUUGCAUGUGGCCAUGGGAGCUGCGGGUGAGAACGCAAAGGCCAAACUAAUCCAUGAAAGCUGGCAUCUUGGUGCUUUUUCCUAUGCUUCUUACCAGUUCACUGCAGGCUGCUGAUGCUACCUGCCCUUCAAUUAUGUUAAAUGAAGACAAGCCCUUAUAUUAGAUACAAUAAAGACAAGCCCUAUUCAA
Molecule: messenger RNA, 882 nt
Organism: Hibiscus syriacus
Lineage: Eukaryota; Viridiplantae; Streptophyta; Magnoliopsida; Malvales; Malvaceae
Product: extradiol ring-cleavage dioxygenase-like
Exons: 3
Coding region: 13-807 (264 amino acids)
Molecular function (GO): zinc ion binding; ferrous iron binding; oxidoreductase activity, acting on single donors with incorporation of molecular oxygen
Source: RefSeq, a predicted model, not a curated record